This is a messenger RNA of Dendroctonus ponderosae (mountain pine beetle), 4814 nucleotides long. Its product is annotated as protein mahjong. Gene Ontology annotation, biological process: protein ubiquitination. The record is from RefSeq and is a predicted model, not a curated record. NCBI's taxonomy places the organism in Eukaryota, Metazoa, Arthropoda, Insecta, Coleoptera, Curculionidae. Gene Ontology annotation, molecular function: protein binding. Gene Ontology annotation, cellular component: Cul4-RING E3 ubiquitin ligase complex; nucleus.
ACGUGUUUUUACAUAGAUUGUAUACUAGAGGAGAGCACAAACCUUGCCUUUAUAUAUCUAUGGAGGAGAUUUUUACAAAUGCCCCAGGGUUUCAAAAACUUUGGAAUUUCGCAAUGAACAUUUCUAGUUACUCCUGUUUCUUCACAAAAAGAACAGAAUUCCUCAAAUAACCUCAAAAUCAACCUAGCCUACUGAUUGACACAUGUCAACGGUUCAAGUGGCAAAAUAUAUGUGAGAAAACCCUUUAGAUACCGUGUCUUAACGCCCCAUUGUUCCAGGGAAAAUUGGUCAUUUUUAGUGUUUACUUACAGAUAAGAGUGAAAUAACUGGCUGAAUAGUUUGGUGUUUUCCUGAAACCCAUUUAGCCAAGUUAGGUUAUGUGUAUCAGCCUCAUGCGAGCAUUUUUGUUAAGAAUUUGUUAAUUAUUUCCACCGAUAAUGGGUGAUAACAGUACGGCCACUAUCAUUAAUGAGAUCACCAACUUGACCAGAAGCUGGGAGGAAGAACACCUGCAGCCUAAUUAUGAUCCUGCGCCAACCCUUACUAGACUGGCUGAAAUAAUCGAAGUGGAGACGGAAAACUACUUGAAAAUGGACCCGGACCCUUUCGACGAACGACACCCAUCUCGCACUGAUCCCGACUGCAAGCUCGGACAAAUCCUGAAAUUGCUGUUCCGGAAGGACAAUUUCAUGUGCAAACUGUUAAACGAAUACCUGAAAGACACUUACUACAGCAGAAAUAGCAUUACUGAUAGGGACAUUGACCAGCUGAAUAUUGCCGCCUGCAGAUUGCUGCUGGAUCUUAUGCCAGGCCUGGAAACUUCCAUCGUUUUCCAAGACAUGGAGACUCUGAUUCACCGACUAAUCAAGUGGACAACUAAAUCUAUUGAGCCGCUCCAAAGCUACGCAACUGGCGCUUUGGCAGCUGCAAUGGACAUUCCCGAAAUUGCUGCCAAGUUCCGUGAAGAAAACAGCCAUCUAGUGCCCUUGUUGUUGCAGAGAUUGAAGAGACUGAAAAAUUCCUCGGAGUUCAUCAACAAUGCUGCCAUUUUCUCCAGGCCGUUUGCUCACCUUUCUUCCAUGAAAUCGCCGCCCUAUCGCGGCGAUGGCAUUAUUAAACUGAACUCCAUCUUGGAUAACGGAUUGCUGCAGGAUACCGGCGAAAUUACGCAGGAAAGUCCCAGUCCCUUGGCUGAGCCCAUAGAGGAAAGUGCAAUCAAACGCAAGCGGAAUAAUGACCACCAUUUUAUGAGCCCCCAGGUAUCAGAUACAGAUAUUCACUGGAGAAAGCGCCAGCGCUUGGAUAACGAGUCCCCCGUGCGCCCAAUCGCGAGCUCACCAGCUUCAAGCCCAAUUGCCCGCCGAAUUUCUACCGUUUUUGCCGCCGAAUCGAGUAACUCUUCCUGGGCGGAACUGGAGACUUUCAUGAUAGGCACCGUGCAAAUGUUUCCACCAACACUGGCCACGCGCCAGAUCCUCAUCCUGCGCUACCUCACACCCAUCGGGGAAUACCAGGAGUUCCUAAGCCAUGCCUUUCACGAGAACACCGCGCUGGAUCUGAUCCUCACUUACGUGAACGUGCGAGCGACCAAAGAAGCCCGUUUAGCGUUCGAGGCGCUCAAAUAUUUAGCAGCUCUAUUGUGCCACAAGAAGUUCUCCAUCGAGUUCCUGCAACGCAACGGCCUGCAAGCUUUGCUUGACGUGCCGAAACCUUCUAUCGCUGCCACUGGGGUGUCCAUCUGCCUCUACUACUUGGGGUAUUGCGAGGAAGCCAUGGAACGGGUGUGUGUUCUACCCAAAGAAAUCGUCAACAGUCUAGUGAGAUUUCAACUUUGUCGAUACUGCAGCCAGAGCGUGACACUGGCCAAAUGAACGAAGACCAAGAGUGCGCUUCUCGCCAGAUUGUCAGGCAUGUGUGCGUGGCAUAUCGCCGCUACCUGGAGGCUCAUUUGUAUCUGAAGGCAGCAGCGCUCAACCGAGCUCAAUCCCGGCCGAGCGGGGGAGCAGUUCUGCCUCCAUAUAAGCCCUGCAAAUCGUCUCCCGAAGAAAUUCAACAAAAUAUCGAGCUUCUCCUGGAGCGAAUGCCGUUCAGAUGCCAUUGGGCGCCAGUAGAUCAGCUGUUGAAGCUGGGCGAUAUCACUUUGCUGCUCAAGAUCAUCGCGUUCGCCUACGAGUGGAACUACGGCGGCAGAGGGGAAAUUGUGCGAUCGGCCCUUGAAGUUCUAGCCAUUGCGUGUGUGAUGCCCAAAGUGCUGGCAUUGCUGUGCGAAAAGGUCGAUCUGCCGGAAGAGCGACUAACGGUGGGAUUCAGCAUAGUGGUUGGAGCGGCAGAGGGCGACAUCGUUCGCGACUCGGACGUGGAAAAGGCCGCCUUAAGAGUGCUGGUGAAUUCUGUCUGUGCGCCGAUUCAGCGCCUCGGAGGGUCUGCGAUGCGGCUCUCGCAUGGUUCGACAAGCUCCCCGUCCAAGAAAACCAAGUACAAGAGCUCGGAGGAGCUGAUUCAGAAGGUGUGGGACUGCGUGCGCUCGAAUAGCGGCAUCUUGGUCCUGAUCCAGCUGAUGAACUGUAAGACACCGAUUACAGACGCUGAUUCCAUCCGAACGUUGGCUUGCAAAGGCCUGGCCGGGUUGGCCAGAUGCGAAACUGUAAGGCAGAUCGUAUCGAAGCUGCCGCUUUUUACCAGCGGCGAGUUGCAGAACCUGAUGCGCGACCCCAUUUUGCAAGAGAAGCGCCAGGAGCAUGUAGCGUUCCAAAAGUACGCCAUCGAGUUACUGGAAAGACUCUCGGGAAAAACCAAACACGGCGCCAAUGACCUGGAGGUGUCGUUAGCGAACAUUCAUCGUAUCCAUAAGGCCAAUGUGGUGGCGCAGACUAAGAUACAGUUCAACGACCGACAGCUGCUGCAGCUGAUCCACCAGCACUUGGUCACCAAGGGGUUCAUAGACACAGCGUCCAGUCUGGUGAAGGAAGCUGGACUGAGCAACGCGAUAAUGUCGCUGUCGGCGCAACACCCCACCAAGUUCCGGUACACCACCAACUUGACCCCAGUUAGGACUAGAUUGUCAUUCUCGUCGCCCUCAACAGUCCGCGCUUUGUCCGUAUUGCCAAGUGGCAGUGAACCGGCGGCAAACGGAUCCACGCCCACCAUCGGCCCGAUAAAGCUGAUCAAGAAAACCCCCGUGCAUUCGCAGCUCGCCACCACGCCGGUGCAAAAGUUGCGCCUGCAGAAGCAAAUCUACAAUGAGCCUGUGGUGCGCCCGAUUUUGCCGCCGCCUGAAGAGCCGCACGACCCCCCUCGAAUCACCCUCGACUCGAUCAUUACCGAGUAUCUGAUCAAUCAGCAUGCACUGUGCAAAAACCCGAUGGCCACCUGUCCCCAGUUCAAUCUGUUCGCGCCCCACAAGUGUCCAGACCCGAAGCGAAAAUUGGUGCCGAUCAAUUUCGCCAUGCGCCAUGCACGCAGGGAGAUGGGCUACCAGUCGCGGUCCAUGGAUCGGCGGUUCCUGCAUUCCAGGUUCUGCCCGGUGCAGACCAUUCGCUCCAACACGGAGGAAGGGUUCUUCACCUGCGCCAAGUUCCUGCCGGCCAGAAACUCGAUCAUUGUGGGCGACUACAACGGCGACAUUCACAUCUACGACAAGUUCACCGGGAAUGAGGAGCACUCGUUCUCCGCCCAUGACAACUACAUAGUGCACAUGGAGCCCAACCGAACGGGGGAGCUGCUGUUGACCAGCUCGACAUGGGGCGGCCCCAUUUCCGCCCUGUGGGGCCUCAAGGACUUUGACCUGAAAUUUAUGAUGUAAAUACGGGCACGGCCAUUGUGAAACUGGCUCCACAAUUAAGCAACCUCUACACGAAAAACAAGGCGACAUUUAGUUGGAACGACGAACUAGUGCUGACUGACGGCGUUCUGUACGAUGUGAAUUCCGGCAAGGUGAUCAAUCGGCUGGAUAAACUGAAUCAGACUCAGAACGGCGUGUUUCAUCCGAACGGGUUGGAGAUAAUUUCCAAUACGGAGGUGUGGGAUAUUCGGACAGAGUCCAGUACGCUGCAUCUGCUCAAGACCGUUCCGGUGCUCAAUCAAUGCUCGAUUAUUUUCUCCCCGGUUAACAGUGCCCUCUACGCCAUCUCAAUGGAGCAGGAGAUGGACGACGGGGACUCCUCCUACGAUUCGAGCUUUAAAACUGUCGACUCCAACGACUAUACGAGCAUAGCUACCAUCGAAGUGAAAAAGAACAUUUACGACCUGGCGGUGAACAGUUACGACACGCAGAUCGCGCUCAUUGAGAAUCAGGGCAUGUACAAUUCGGUGCAAGAGUCAGUGGUAAGACUGUACGACGUGGGUAGACAAAGAGACGACGAGGAUGAACAGGAGGAGGAGGACGAAGACGACGAAAUGGACAACAGCGACGACGACGGAUCCGAUGCAGGCGGCGGCAGCGACGAUAACAAUGCCAACAACGAGGAAGAGCGCGGCAGCAACAACGGGCGCGCACACAAUCGCACCAGCAGCAGCAGCAGCAGUAGCAGCAGUGACGAUUCUUCUUGGACGUCUUUGUCGGGUUCGGAUGAUUCGGGCGACUUUCUCCUGCAGGAACUUCUCUAGUGCAGCCGUUGACUAGAAUGUGUGUUAGUGCAGUGCGGUCGGAAUCAUCGCGCCGCUUUGAAGAUUCGAAUCGAAAUGACAGAAUCCUGCUAUGGUCAGCUGCUUGGACCAGACUAGAGUUCGCUUCUCUUUGGGGAGUCGUCGCUCUUUUUAAUUGUAAAGCAGUGCUUGGUUUUUUAAUUAUACAGUUCUUUAAACGAAAACCAAAA